This is a messenger RNA of Raphanus sativus (radish), 1689 nucleotides long. Its product is annotated as UDP-glucuronic acid decarboxylase 2. NCBI's taxonomy places the organism in Eukaryota, Viridiplantae, Streptophyta, Magnoliopsida, Brassicales, Brassicaceae. The record is from RefSeq and is a predicted model, not a curated record. The transcript has 7 exons. Gene Ontology annotation, molecular function: UDP-glucuronate decarboxylase activity; NAD+ binding. The coding region runs from base 99 to 1427 and encodes 442 amino acids. Gene Ontology annotation, biological process: D-xylose metabolic process. Gene Ontology annotation, cellular component: cytoplasm.
CACUCUCGUUCAAAGUCGACUCAGUUCCCGGCGAGUUCGACUCAGAGAUAAUUUUUUUCCCUAAGAAAAAAAACAAAAGGAUCCUUGAAGCAAGCGAGAUGGCGAGCGAGCUGAUAAACCGGAGACACGAGGCGGACCAACCAGCCGCGGAUGCGUACUACCCGAAACCAAUCAAACCGUGGUUCUCCGUGACACGCCCGAUGCGCUACAUGCUCCGCGAACAGAGACUCCUCUUCGUCCUCGUCGGCAUUGCGAUCGCGACGGUCGUUUUCACGAUCUUCCCGCGCUCCACGCAAUCCACCCCUUACUCGGAUCCCUUCUCCGCCUACGGGAUCAGGCCCGACGAGUCGCACGUUCCGGCCUUCCAGGCCCAGAGGAAGCCCAGCCUCGAGUACCUGAACCGGAUGGGAGCGUUUUCCGGCGGGAAAAUCCCGCUCGGGCUGAAACGCAAGGGGCUGAGAGUGGUGGUGACCGGCGGCGCCGGUUUCGUGGGAUCGCAUCUGGUCGAUCGGCUGAUGGCGAGGGGAGACACUGUGAUCGUCGUCGACAAUUUCUUCACGGGGCGUAAAGAGAACGUGAUGCAUCAUUUCGGGAACCCUAACUUCGAGCUCAUACGACACGACGUCGUCGAGCCGAUCCUUCUUGAGGUUGAUCAGAUCUAUCAUUUGGCAUGCCCUGCUUCCCCUGUUCACUACAAGUUCAACCCCGUCAAGACUAUCAAGACCAAUGUGGUCGGAACGUUGAACAUGCUUGGGUUGGCGAAGAGAGUCGGUGCCAGGUUUCUCCUGACGAGUACCAGUGAGGUUUACGGUGAUCCUCUCCAGCAUCCUCAGGUUGAGACUUACUGGGGCAACGUUAAUCCCAUCGGUGUUCGUAGUUGCUAUGAUGAAGGAAAGCGUACGGCAGAGACGCUUGCCAUGGACUAUCACCGUGGAGCCAACGUUGAGGUCAGGAUUGCUAGGAUCUUCAACACCUAUGGUCCAAGAAUGUGUAUUGAUGAUGGACGUGUUGUCAGCAACUUCGUUGCGCAGGCACUAAGGAAAGAACCUUUGACUGUUUAUGGUGAUGGGAAGCAGACACGAAGUUUCCAGUUUGUUUCUGACCUGGUCGAAGGUCUGAUGAGGUUGAUGGAAGGAGAACAUGUCGGGCCAUUUAACCUCGGUAACCCUGGUGAAUUCACCAUGCUCGAGCUCGCUAAGGUGGUGCAAGAGACUAUUGAUCCAAACGCAAACAUAGAGUUCAGACCAAACACAGAAGAUGACCCUCACAAGAGAAAGCCUGACAUCACAAAGGCCAAGGAGCUUCUUGGUUGGGAACCAAAGGUGUCUCUUCGUCAGGGACUCCCUCUCAUGGUCAAAGACUUCCGUCAACGUGUAUUUGGUGACCAGAAGGAAGGCUCCUCCAUGGCUACAACAACCUCAGCUUGAGCAAACGCAGAUGCAAGUAGCAGUCAUUGCGGUUGUUUAAAGGUUUAUAUCCAAAAAGACAAAGGCGUUGCUUGCAGCUACAAUGUUGAGAGGAGAUAGCUUCGUUUUCUAAAAUUUAUUUUGUUUUUGGUUUUUCUAUUAUGAUAUUAUAUUCUGUGUAACUUAGAGUUAAGAGUUUGGUACCUUUACUACUUAUUCAUGGACCUCACUACAGUUUAAGAAAACUCUUCUGUCUUUUGCAAUUAUAAAGUUUUAGUAGCAA